This is a messenger RNA of Microthlaspi erraticum, 630 nucleotides long. The record is from the annotation of a GenBank genome assembly. NCBI's taxonomy places the organism in Eukaryota, Viridiplantae, Streptophyta, Magnoliopsida, Brassicales, Brassicaceae.
AUGGUCGCCAACAUCAACAUGGUGGGCUCAAACCAGAGCCGUGGGUAUGAAGAAUCUUCGAACAAGUUUUUCUCUCGCACGCAGCUUUUUCAGAAAAAACUGACACCAAGCGAUGUAGGGAAACUCAACAGGCUUGUGAUACAUAAGAAGGACGCAGUGAAGUAUUUACCUUUAAGAAGCGAUGAACAAAACGAGAGAGAAGAAGGCGAGAUAGGAGGAGCUGGGGAAGAUGUUGAGAUUGUGUUGUACGACAGAACAAUGAGACAAUGGAAGUUUAGGUAUUGUUACUGGAGAAGUAGCCAGAGCUUUGUCUUCACCAGAGGAUGGAAUGGUUUCGUCAAGGAGAAGAAUCUCAAGGAAAACGAUGUUAUUGUCUUUUACGCUUGCAGUGUUCCCAGCAAUGUCAAGACAUUAGAGGGUCAAAGCAAUAACUUUUUGAUGAUUGAUGUUCAUUGCUUUUCAGACAACGGUUUUGUGGUCCCUGAGGAAGUAAACGAGACUGUUCUUCAUAACAAUUGUGUGGAAGAAAUAAAAACAGAAAAUUUCUUUAAAACCAAGUUAGAAGAUGAAGAAACCAAAGUAGCUGAGAAGAAAGGUGGGUUUAUGCUGUUUGGUGUAAGAAUCCAAUAG